Molecule: messenger RNA, 1296 nt
Organism: Cottoperca gobio
Lineage: Eukaryota; Metazoa; Chordata; Actinopteri; Perciformes; Bovichtidae
Product: serine protease 33
Exons: 7
Coding region: 116-1039 (307 amino acids)
Biological process (GO): proteolysis
Molecular function (GO): serine-type endopeptidase activity
Source: RefSeq, a predicted model, not a curated record
AAGAGUUUGAUUGGGUGUGGGCUACUCGAGUCCACAGGUAGGCUUCUGUUUGUCAUCGAGGCGUUUACUUGGAAUUGACUUUACACUAUUCGUUGCUGGCGCGAAACUUCUCAAAAUGUCGCCGAAAUUACAGUUUUAUGCCAUUUAUCUGUGCGUAACAGCUAUUUCGGCUUCCUACGCACAAGAAUGUGGACGACCACGGAUAGUGGAGAACAGGAUUGUGGGAGGGAUGGACGCCACAGCUGGGGCUUGGCCGUGGCAGGUGGAUAUACAGACAGUGACUGGUCAUAUCUGUGGAGGCUCCAUCAUCACAGAGAGCUGGGUCCUAUCAGCCGCUCAUUGUUUCCCCAAACCAUUAGACUUGAGCUCUUACGUCAUCUACGUUGGCCGAUACCAGCUGAAUGGCGUCAACGAACAUGAGUCAAUGCACCGCGUGAGCCACGUGGUGAUCCCACCCGGUUACAAUGAGCCUGACGGCGGGAAGGAUUUGGCGUUGGUGCUUCUGUCCAGCCCAAUAACCUGGUCAGAUUAUGUCAGUCCCAUCUGCUUGCCCGCCUCUGGCACCCAGUUCCCAGGUGGCACGUUGUGCUUUGUCACCGGCUGGGGAAAUAUCCGGGAUAACGUCCCUCUGCAAGGAUCCGGGACUCUGCAGAAAGUGGAGGUGCCAAUCAUCUCCCAGAGUUCAUGUCAGGAAAUGUACCAGACGCACCAGACAAAGCAGGUGGACAUCCUGUAUGACAUGAUCUGUGCUGGAUACCAGAAGGGUGGCAAGGACUCCUGCCAGGGCGAUUCAGGAGGGCCCCUUGUCUGCCAGAUGGUAAAUGGGACCUGGGUGCAGGCUGGGGUGGUGAGUUUUGGACUAGGCUGUGCUCAAGAAAACCAGCCAGGUGUUUAUGCCAGACUGACCACCUACUCGAGCUUCAUCAGCAACACGGUGCCAGACAUCCGGCUGUACGGUCGAGCUACUCAGAACUGGUGUGGGAGGGCAGCCAUGUUGAUCAGCUGUCUCUCCUCCGUGCUGACCCUGCUUCAGAGCUAGAACACUUUGCUAAUUAGAUUCCUGGCCAAAUGAAGGAGGAUCUGAAUAUGUCGGACUUGCAUCCAAAGUUAUCCUAAUUAGUAAAACUAGAACACCACCUGAUGUGCACAUGAAGCCAUAUCGAAGACAUGUAAUAUAAUCAGAAUUUUUUUAAUGAUAACUUUGCAUCAUGAUUUGAGUAAAAGUAGUUUUUAUAGGUUUUGUAUUUUAAGUAAAAAUUAUGAAAUGAAAUAAAUGAAUUUUGAUUCUUAAUCAGG